AUGGAGGCCGAUGGUAUAGCGGAAGGUUUUUCAAAAAGCAUUGAAAUGCAUGGACUCAAAUUUAAUAAGCUUAUUGGUGACGGAGACAGUAGUGUUGUGAAACGUCUAAAUGAGAUUUUACCAUAUGGCCCUAGAUUCAUGAUAGAAAAAAUCGAAUGUCGAAAUCACUUACUGCGCAAUUAUAUAAGUAAACUUAAAAUGCUCGCUACAAAAACUGAGUAUCCAGUAACAAUACGGAAGUUUAUAGUGACUAAUAUUUUAAGAUUUCGGUCUGAUGUUACUAAAGCAAUAACUUAUCAAAAAAAUAUAUUGGAUAAAUCAAAAAAUCAGAAAAUUGCAGAUCUUAAAUACGAUUUGAAGAAUGCACCUUAUCAUAGAUUUGGACAACACCAAGAAUGUAAUUCUUAUUUUUGUAAAGGGUCAAAAAUAGGUGAAAUCAACAUGGUACCAGAAGCAUUACGAUGUGGUAUUUUACUAGAAAUAGACAAAAUUAUAUCUCGUUUAGUAAAUAAUAGCUCCAGUUUAAUUGAAGAUCUAGAUAAUAAUAUAUGCGAACAAUUUAACUCAAUUAUCAAUAAAUACGUGGGCGGAAAAAGAAUUAAUUUUUCGCAAAGUAAUAAUUAUUCGACCCGGGUAAAAGCAGCUAUUAUUUCCUUUAAUUCCAGAACAUAUUUACGCACAAUACAUAAGAAAAUUAUGAAUUUUAGUCCAGGAAAAAUCGGUAAAAAGUUUAUAAAAAAUACUGAUCGUAUAAGGUUGAAUACUGUAAACCGACGGAUAUUAAAUAAUAAUCAAAAAAGGUAUAGGAAAAAAAUGGUUAGUGCCCGAUCAAAAGGUCCUGACAGUCAUUAUGGGUUAGCUGAACCUCUUAUGGAUACUAUAGACGAAGAUGAACUACAGGAAAAGAAAAAUACAUUUAUUCAAUAUCUGCAUACAGUUGACACAAAACAAAUAGAAAUUGAUACGAGGGACCAAAACUUGAAUCCCAAUUGGUUUCAAGAACGAAAAAUCAGGUUGACAGCUUCACGGUUUGGUGAAAUUUGCAAAAUGCGACCAAACACCAGCUGCAAGACCAAAGUCCAUAGUAUACUUUAUAAGCCUCCAGUUACAUCAAAACAAAUGACUUAUGGACAUAAUAUGGAACAUGAAGCUAGACAAAAACUGAAGGAAAUCAUUAAGCUUGAUGUUCAAUUAUGUGGUCUUGUUAUAGAUACCAUUUUUCCAUACUUAGCAGCAAGUCCAGAUGGUUUGGUUGGAGAUCAAGCUAUUGUAGAAAUCAAAUGUCCAUACACAGCAAAAGAUAGCGAAAACAGUAUUGAUGCCGUAAAUAAUAAACUUUUGUCAUAUUGUUAUAUAACACAAGAAAAUACACUAAAGUUAAAAAAUGAUCAUCAAUACUAUUAUCAAGUUAUGGGUCAACUUCAUAUAACACGUAGAAAUGUUUGUUAUUUUGUUGUUUAUACUAAAAAAUGGAUAAGUGUAGAACACAUUUAUUACGAUAAAACAUUUUGGGAAGAAAAAAUGGUCAAAAAGUUGAAUUUGUUUUAUACAGAGUGUAUUUUACCAGAAAUUGUUGAUCCGCUAUAUGGGAAAAGACUUCUCAUAUCAGACAUAAGAGAACCCACUUAUAUAAAAGAAAAAAUAAACAAGUGA
Macrosiphum euphorbiae (potato aphid) is the source of this 1653-nucleotide messenger RNA. Lineage: Eukaryota; Metazoa; Arthropoda; Insecta; Hemiptera; Aphididae. The record is from the annotation of a GenBank genome assembly.